AUGACUAUCACUACUACUCCCGCUGAGCCAUGGCAGGCAAUAGCAGCCAGGAAGAGAGAAGAGGCUGCAAGUAAAAUCCCGGUCGAGUGGACGCUGCCGUCCAAGUAUACAGAGGGCGUCAACGAAACAUCCACCGCCAGCGUCCUUCAUGUCCCUAGAGAGAGUGGCCUGCUAUCUGCCACUGAACUCGAAAUCACCGAGAAAUACGACGCCGUCGACUUGCUUAAAGCGAUUGCUGCGGCCAAGUUCACUGCGCUCGAGGUUACAGUGGCCUUUUCCAAGCGAGCAGCGAUUGCGCAGCAGCUGACACAAUGCCUCACUGAGACAUUCUUUGACGAGGCAAUUGCCCGUGCCAAAGAACUGGACGAGUACUUUGCACAGACUGGCAAGCUCAAGGGUCCCUUCCACGGUCUGCCGAUUAGCCUCAAGGACCCGUUUAAUGUCAAAGGACAGAAGACCACAAUUGGGUAUGUCUCGUUCAUCGGCAAGCCAGCUGCUGCGAGCAACGCACCGUUGGUGGACAUUCUGCUCGAGCUCGGUGCCGUUCUCUACGUCAAGACGAACAUCCCCCAGACCAUGAUGUCUGCCGACUCGCAAAAUAAUGUCUUUGGCCGAGUCCUCAACCCCCACAACCCCAGCCUAGGAGCCGGCGGCAGCAGCGGAGGCGAAGGCGCCUUGAUAGCCCUGCGAGGCUCCAUUCUCGGCGUUGGAACAGACGUCGCCGGGUCAGUGCGCAUCCCAGCACUCUGCUGCGGCGGAUUCGGCUUCAAACCCACGGUCGGGCGUAUUCCUGAUGGCGGCCAGGGGUCUGGAGGGCGCAAGGGCAGUCCUGGUGUCGCCGCCUGCGCGGGACCACUGGCGACGACUCUCCGAGACCUAAAGCUGUUCAUGAAUACAGUCAUGGCGGAGAAACCUUGGAAUAAGGAUCCAGGCGCAUUGGCUGUACCUUGGAGGCCAUCUGCCACUGUGACGGAGGGUCCAUUGACCAUCGGGGUGGUGGGAGAGGAUCCGGUAUAUCCAUUGCAGCCGCCUGUUGUGCGGUCACUGAACGCAGCUGUGGACGCUCUCAAGAAGGACGGCCAUACGAUCAAGCUGCUUAAGAAUAUCCCAUCAAUUUCCGAUGCAGCAGCACUCGCUUUCAAUCUGUUCGCCUUGGACCCGAACAGUACACAUUACAAGCAUAUCCAUGCCAGCGGCGAACCCGAAGCACCCUCGUUGAAGGACAGUCUACCUGAUCUUUGGGACAAUAAGUACACAGUUGACGAUAUCUUCGACUUCAACGCCCAGCGCGCGGACUUCGUUGUCCAAUGGAAGCAGAUCUGGCUGGAGAACGGUCUGGAUGCGAUUGUCAUGCCAGGGCAUCGAAAGACCGCCGGGGCGCAUGAUACUUACGGUCAUCCUGCAUACACUGUUGUCUGGAAUCUAGUCGAUUGGCCUGCCUGCGUCAUUCCGUAUGGAAAAGUCGAUCCAGCGUUGGAUUCGGUGGAUGCAACCUAUGACCCCAGCCAAUAUGAAAACGCCCCGUGCUCGAUCCAGGUGGUUGCAAGGCAGUUCCAUGAUGAAGAGCUGCUCGGUGUAGCCAGUGUCAUCGGAAAGACCUUGGCAGGAUAG
Molecule: messenger RNA, 1611 nt
Organism: Aspergillus puulaauensis
Lineage: Eukaryota; Fungi; Ascomycota; Eurotiomycetes; Eurotiales; Aspergillaceae
Exons: 6
Coding region: 1-1611 (536 amino acids)
Source: RefSeq, a predicted model, not a curated record